UAAUUGAGCGCACACGUGCAACUGUUUACAUUUCCAUUCCACCGGUGCAGUACGUUCAGCAGCUAAAAAACUAAUUUUCAGGAUUAAACUCGACCCCUUAAGCUACUUAAAUCAUGGGUGACCGCCAGAUGAAGAUCUAUUUCUGUGGAAGUAUCCGAGGAGGCAGAAAGGAUGGUGAGCUGUAUGCUAGGAUCAUCAAGCAACUUGAAGCAUACGGGAAGGUCCUCACUGAGCAUGUAGGCCACAAAGAUUGUUUCACUUUUCCAACAGGAGCUAAAACUGAUCUGGAGAUCUAUGAUCAAGAUAUGGCAUGGCUAGAAGAUUCUGAUGCUGUCGUUGCCGAGGUAACACAAGUAUCCAUGGGCGUUGGCUUUGAGCUAGGAAGGGCGGUGGCAUGGAACAAGAGGGUGCUAUGCCUGUACAGACCAGGAGACGACUCACGUUUGUCAGCGAUGGUUCGUGGUGCUCAUGAUGGCAAGAACUUUUUGGUGAAAGAUUAUAAGGAAGAAGAUGUUCCAGAAUUACUCAAGGAAUUCUUUGGUCAUUGAUUGUAAGCUGGACCAAAUUGAGUGGAAUAUCAUGACAGGAAUAAGAAUGCACGGGACCAGAGAUAUAUUGGAAUUAAUGUGGAAACCAAUCAAUUUUCUGCACAGUUAAUUGUCUUCAGCAACAUUCUUACUCCUGUGUUUAUAUAUAAUCUUGUGAUUUAUAGGAGCUUACAUUCGAUUACAUGAUUGCCCUUACCACAUUAGCUCAGGAGAGAAAAUAAAAAAUGAACCUUCCAGCAAUCUCUGACACGAUAUUAUAUGACCGUUAUGACUCUAAAUAGACCAAAAUACACAGAGUGACAUUACCCUGCAUGACUAAGAUUCAUUCAGUUUAGAAAUCUUGGCCAGGAGGGAUUAGACCUCCCUGCCUUGUCACUGACAGGUAGUUAUCUCAUCAAAUCAGCUCUCAAUUAACAUAACAAAGAGGGGACCAUGGGGGGCCAACGUGUACAGCUUAGGCAUUGUUUACUAUAUAGAAGGCACAAGUAGCUACAAGUAGUGUAGUCCCGCUUUAAAGUAUAUUUAGGAAUGAUAUCAAUUUCAUUUUGGAUGAUCUUCCUUUGUAUGGCAGCUUGGUGCUCAAAUCACCUGAUAUUUGGGCAGCAAGAUGCCUGAAUAUAUUUCAUCUUGAAGCAACGUACAAAACAUAUUUACAGGGUAUAUCUUUGUAUAAGUAUAUUUCAAUGGGAGUCCAGCACCUUAAGUUGGUGGCCACACAUGACGACACAUCUCCAGUUUAAACACCUUUACGGCGUCUUUUGAAGGAAUGCUACAAAGUACCAAGAAGAGGAAAUAACAUUCAAAAUAUAAUAAAGUAUCUUAUUCUCCUCUCUUCGCUCACUCACUAAUGAAUGAAUAAAAGAUUUAAUGAAUGAAUGAAUAAUAAUGAAUUUUAUUACCAUUUCCGAAACAACAUACAAAACAUAUUUACAGGGUAUCUGUAAAGUAUAUGGCAAUGGGAGUCAACGAAAUAGCCGAAAUUACUAUAAAUUGAAAAUGUGUUUUUCUGAUACUUCAUAAUUAAAGUCUUUUGUUCAGUCGUAUAUCCCAUUACAAAUUGAUGAGGAAACUAGUACAUCUGUCUCGGAAAUGGGGAUACAAUGUACUGGUAAGAAGUGCAUGUGUACACACACAAAGAAACCCCCAAAAGAUUUUUUAAAUAUUUUUUUUAAGGACAAUAUAUUUGUUUGCAAGGUGUCUGUUGGCAGAAUAAUCCCAUAUUCAGGGAACGAGGUGACUGCAUUUCCACCUAUUCUGCAGCCAGGUCCUCUUAUAUUGUCUUCUUCAGGCACAAAGGUGCCCAAAGAUAUCUUCUCUAGUGUAUUUUUUAAAAUUUGUUAAUCCUAAUGAUAUGCUUCAUUGAAAUAUGCUGUUUUAAAAUCAUGUGUACUGCCUGACUCGGCAAAAUAUUUAGCUUUAGGAUGAUGAAGACUUGUGCCACAAAAAGCUGAUUGUUACAAAUGAUGAACACCUUCAUUUGAAAUGCUAGUAACCUAGUUACCAUUCCUGUGUGAAAGAUUUCUGCCAUUUUUGACAAUCAUUUCUUGACUAAUGGAGGUGUGUGAUUUUUUUAAAUAAAAAAAUAAUUCCAUAUAUUAAAAUG
Messenger RNA from Strongylocentrotus purpuratus (purple sea urchin), 2151 nucleotides. RefSeq names its product putative 2'-deoxynucleoside 5'-phosphate N-hydrolase 1. The transcript has 6 exons. Gene Ontology annotation, biological process: deoxyribonucleoside monophosphate catabolic process. Gene Ontology annotation, cellular component: nucleus. Bases 114 to 548 code for a protein of 144 amino acids. Gene Ontology annotation, molecular function: 5-hydroxymethyl-dUMP N-hydrolase activity. The record is from RefSeq and is a predicted model, not a curated record. NCBI's taxonomy places the organism in Eukaryota, Metazoa, Echinodermata, Echinoidea, Camarodonta, Strongylocentrotidae.